Messenger RNA from Acaulospora colombiana, 1773 nucleotides. NCBI's taxonomy places the organism in Eukaryota, Fungi, Glomeromycota, Glomeromycetes, Diversisporales, Acaulosporaceae. The record is from the annotation of a GenBank genome assembly.
AUGUCUCCUGAUGCACAAUCGUCAAAUCAACCGUCAAAAAAAGAUGUAUCAAUUGGUGCAUACCUGCUCGGUCGAUUGAAACAACUUGGUGUGAAGCAUGUCUUUGGCCAACCCGGGGAUUUUAACAUGGGGUUCCUCGACCUUAUCGAAGACGAUGAAGGAAUCGAGUGGAUUGGUUGUUGUAACGAAAUGAACGCUGGAUAUGCAGCUGACGGGGUGAAUAGGGUGGGUGUUCUCGUGACGACAUUUGGGGUAGGUGAACUCUCGGCCAUGAACGCUGUCGCGGGUGCAUUUUCCGAGAUGGUCCCGGUUGUGCACAUAGUCGGCACGCCGUCCACCGAAUCUCAAUCUCAAGGGGCACUAUUGCACCAUACACUCGGCAAUGGCGAUUUUAAAAUUUAUCACAAGAUGUACGAAAAUAUCACUGUCGCUCAAACGGUGCUUUCCCAUCAUAAUGCCAAGGACGAAAUUGAUCGAGUGUUGAGGGAGUGUUAUAUUCAUUCCCGACCGGUUUACAUUUCGAUCCCUACCGAUAUUUGUGUUAAAAAGAUUGCCGCCGACCUUUCGCAACCCCUGGUCUUAACCAUCCCCGAGAACGUGCACGAAGUUGAAUACGCAGCCAUUAAUAGGGUCAUUGGUCGUAUUCAUAAAUCGGCUAACACCAUUGUUCUCAUCGAUGCGUGUGCAUCGCGACACGAUAUAUCAAAGGAGUUGUUGGAUUUCAUUAAUAAAACUGGAUUUCCAUUCUUCACCUCACCAAUGGGUAAAAGUAUUAUUCCCGAGAAUCAUCCUCUCUUUGGUGGAAUCUACAUUGGAUCAGUAAGCGAACCGCACGUAAAGAGAGAAGUUGAAGAAGCUGAUUUGAUUAUUUCUAUUGGAGCUAUUAGGUCCGAUUUCAACACGGGUGGGUUUACAUAUCAUGUCUCGCAGGCAAAGACCAUUGAACUCUGCUACAAUCGCAUAAAGGUUUUCUUUGCGACCUACGAAGGUGUAUCAAUGAAGCAUGCCUUACCCAAGAUCACGGCGUGUAUCGAGCGCAUGCCAUCCUCGACAAUUUCUCCACCAUACCAGCACAAUCUACUCGAGGACGAUGUUAAAGAUCAACGUAUCACCCAAAAUUGGUUUUGGCACGAGGUCUCUUCAACACUAUUACAAGAAAACGAUAUUAUUAUCGGUGAGAUGGGCACCUCGGUAUUUGGAUUGAUGGACAUACGAUUCCCGCCAGGUUCCACCUUUAUCGGACAAAUUUUGUAUGGAAGCAUUGGAUAUAGUGUCGGUGCAUGCUUGGGCGCCUCGCUAGCCGCGACAAAUGUCAAAGAGCGACGAAGAGUAUGCUUGUUUGUUGGGGAUGGAUCUUUUCAAGUGACCGCUCAGGAAAUAUCCACCAUAAUCCGUCACAACCUUAACCCCGUAAUUUUUCUUAUCAACAAUAACGGGUUUACCAUUGAACGUAUGCUUCACGGAAUAAAGCGUAAAUAUAAUGACAUAGCACAAUGGAAAUUCGACCAAACUUUGGAAUACUUUGGUGGAUCAAAUGAAGUGGGUCGCACCGUAAAGCUCGCCACCAAAUCCGAUUUCAAAUCUUUUGUUUCUUCGAUACUCCCCGCAACACCGUCGCGAAUUCAAUUUGUCGAAGUGAUGAUGGACAAGUAUGACGCUCCCAGAGCAUUGAUCGGCACCGCCAGUUUUACGGCCGAGGAGCAUAUGAAAGAAAAGGUGCUGCCAAUGUUACAUGAGAAGUUGCACAAAAAAGAAGUUUCCGGGGAGCAAUAG